CGGCGGCUGCGCAGUGCGCACGUCAAAGCCGGGUUCGAGCCGGAGCUGGGCGCGGGGCGCCAGGAGCCGCGCGGCCUGAGAGAGUCCGGGGCUUCAGUAGCCGCGCGAAGGCUGAGGACACCUCGGCGGCGAAGGCGGUGCCGGGCCUCAAAGCCACAGCCGCAACCGGACCGAGCGCAGCAGCGCGGCGGCCACCGCGGGAACCCCCUGGGCCACCGUCCGCCCGCGCAGCCGCCGCCGCCGCCGCCGCGGGAGCCCGUCGCCCGGAGCAGCUGCGGGCGGAGGACAACGGAGGGCCGGAGCGCCCGAGCCACGCUGCGGGGACCGAGCGAGCAGCCCGAGGCGGCGGCGGCCGAGGAAGGGGACGGCGACGACACGGAGAGGGAGCUCCCUGGCUCGGCCCAGCCCCGUCUAUAAGGCAGAGUGCAGUGGAAACCUCUGGUGCUGCCGUCAUGCCGUUCCCGUUCGGCAAGUCUCACAAAUCUCCAGCAGAUAUUGUGAAGAACUUGAAGGAGAGCAUGGCUGUUUUGGAAAAGCAGGACAUUUCUGACAAAAAAGCAGAAAAGGCUACAGAAGAAGUUUCCAAAAAUUUGGUUGCCAUGAAAGAAAUUCUGUACGGCACCAAUGAAAAAGAGCCUCAGACGGAAGCGGUAGCCCAGCUGGCUCAAGAGCUGUACAAUAGUGGACUCCUUAGCACUCUGGUGGCUGACCUACAGCUCAUUGACUUUGAGGGCAAAAAAGACGUGGCUCAAAUUUUCAACAAUAUUCUCAGAAGACAAAUUGGUACAAGAACUCCUACUGUUGAAUACAUCUGCACCCAACAGAAUAUUUUGUUCAUGUUAUUGAAAGGGUAUGAAUCUCCAGAAAUAGCUCUUAAUUGUGGAAUAAUGUUAAGAGAAUGCAUCAGACAUGAACCACUUGCAAAAAUCAUUUUGUGGUCGGAACAGUUUUAUGAUUUCUUCAGAUAUGUUGAAAUGUCAACAUUUGACAUAGCUUCAGAUGCAUUUGCCACGUUCAAGGAUUUACUCACAAGACAUAAAUUGCUCAGUGCAGAAUUUUUGGAACAGCAUUAUGAUAGAUUUUUCAGUGAAUAUGAGAAGCUACUUCAUUCAGAAAAUUAUGUGACAAAGAGACAGUCACUGAAGCUUCUUGGUGAACUGCUAUUAGAUAGACACAACUUUACAAUUAUGACGAAAUACAUCAGUAAACCUGAGAACCUCAAAUUAAUGAUGAACCUCCUCCGAGACAAGAGCCGAAACAUCCAGUUUGAGGCCUUUCACGUGUUCAAGGUGUUUGUGGCCAACCCCAACAAGACACAGCCCAUCCUAGACAUCCUCCUCAAGAACCAGACCAAACUCAUUGAGUUCCUCAGCAAGUUCCAGAACGACAGAACGGAGGAUGAGCAGUUCAACGAUGAGAAGACCUAUUUAGUCAAACAGAUCAGGGAUUUGAAGAGACCAGCUCAGCAAGAAGCCUAAUUCCAAUAAACACCUUCAGUAUCCCAUCCAACUUGAGCACUUGCUGUUAGCUACUCAGCAUCAGGCACUCUUAUCGAUUCAUGAGGAACAUUACUGCUAAUCUGCUGUUAAGUGAACGGUUUUCAUUUUACCUUUUUGUUUUUCAGUCCAGGUUGGAGAACGUAGCUGUUGCUGCUGCUUGCACAUUAGAGCGCACGUGGCCUUUCCCUUGAUCUCUGUGUCAUUUCAGAACUCACAGACUCCAUUUGCUCCAGGAGUUCUAAACAUGGCUGGGUUCAUGAAGGCAAAUGUACAAUGAAAGCGACAUCAGCUGACACCUGUACAUCGGCACUGCUCUUUGCAGAUCUCUGCAGUAUGGCAUGGGUACACCUGGCAUCCCAGAACCAGAUCAUCCACCAUCGCCAAAGGAACAUGGCGUGUACAGAGAUUUUUGGAGAUCAGAGGGGAACUGUAUCCAGUGUGAGCUUUGGGGAACAUAAAGUUGACAUGCAAAUAAAUUGAUACUGAAACUUAGCAACUUCUCAAGUGUGGAGCUUCAUAAGGUCAUAAGGAAAGUGUAUAUAUGCUUUUCACAGCUUUCUAGAACUUUUUGACAUUUGAUUUUCUUGAGACUCGUGAACCUGGAUGUGUUGAAAGGAGGUUUAAACAGUAGAGCUAGCAGCGACACCUACGUUCCAUUUCAACACUGCUUAUAGGUUCCUUUUGUAUAUAAUUCUUAGAAUGCUCAUUUCCUUUAAAUCGUUUAAUUUGUACAGCAGAGGAAUGUUAUUGUAGUAGUAUGUAACUAUUACCUGAGUUUUGCAAAAAAAAAAAAAAAAAUGCUCAUAUGUAAUUGAAUACUUGAGAUCACAUGAAAAUGCUGGUUUUACCAUGUAAGGAUCACAGCACUAAAGGAAAAAGAACCAGUAGGGCGCUGUUGUCAGGUGGAACUACAGACCUGGAACUCGGUCCACUACAUGGACUUGCAGAAUAUUGGCCUUAUUCAUUUAAAAUGAGUCCUAAGAUUGCCAUAUGUAUGAAUGAUACAGAUUAUGCUAAUAAUGCUGAUUCUUUGUGGGGUUGAGGGGCCUCUGUAGAGCACCCUUUCUUUCUUAGAGUAAGUAAUAUCCAGUACAGUAGUCAUGAAACUGAAUAAUUAAAACUUUGGCUUCUCUUAGGAAAAGAAGAGCCCUAGUCCUAGGUGUCCUCUGGGGAGACUGAUUGUUUUAAUGUCCUUUUCCUUAAUGCUGCAAAUUAUCAGUAUUUAUAAAGCAACUGAUUUUGCACCACUUUUUUGUGACUGUGACCACAGCAGAACAAUAUCUCCUAGACUCUAUCUACAUAAAGUGACUAGAAUGGUGUCUCCGUGACACACAGAUCACAACUAACAACUUAAAAUCAGAGUUUGCCCGAUCCAGUGCAGCAUGGCUGUAGCUGACUAAAUAAUUGACAUCGUUAUUCUUUGCUAGCCUCUCUUACUAACUGAUUCAUUGACCAGUAAAAGGAGCCUCCCAGCUGGGGUUUUAGCAGGUUUUAAGGUUUCCUUCAAGGAACACAAGUCAGGAAAACCACUCCAGAAGGUACAGGUGUGUUCUGUUUCAUUGAGAUGGCAGUCUACAAUGAAGCGUGUCCAAGGCUCUCUCCACCAGGGUGUGUGUGAGAGGGAGAGGAGAGGAAGAAUUCAUGUUGGUAGAAAGAGGGAAAGCAUUCAAUCUCCUGGACAAAGAAAUCCUUGGCAGGAGGCAGACUCAGCCGAGCUGACCCAGUCCUUGCCCUCCAAUGCUGUGAACUAGGAUUUAGUGUGACAGCAGUCCUUACACCAAGUGGAAGGGUGUCUCCUUGCCAGCUAGCUCUUAGAACUUCAGGCAGAAAAGAAUUUUCCACUUGGGCAAACAUGAAAUAGUGCUAGAGCCCUGGUGUGCAAGAUGAAGUGCGGUGUGUCAAAGAAAUGUGUGUUACCAAUGCAUUGGAAGCUGGAGGCAGAGAAGACUUCUGGAUUGUUUUUAAAACAAAACAAUGUGAAAACAUUCAAAAUUGAAAAGUUGAAUUUGGUGUGUGAUCAUUUACUAGGUUCCUAUUACCAAAACAAUUCUCCUGGGUAUGGUUUCUUUGGUGUUAUAAAGGGUUAAUUUUACUUAAGGCAGUUACUUAAUGUAAUUUUUUUAAAACCCUUUUAAAAAAAAGUGGGAGGUGUAUACAAUUGUUAAUGACAUGGAAGUGUUUUCUUUCUCCUGAGGAAAAGUGAAUUUCUUAUCAGAAUAUCUGGCUGGCCCUGUAAUUUAAAUUAAAAUAAAAUUUUGGAGAAAC
Molecule: messenger RNA, 3764 nt
Organism: Onychomys torridus (southern grasshopper mouse)
Lineage: Eukaryota; Metazoa; Chordata; Mammalia; Rodentia; Cricetidae
Gene: Cab39
Product: calcium binding protein 39
Exons: 9
Coding region: 453-1478 (341 amino acids)
Biological process (GO): intracellular signal transduction
Molecular function (GO): protein serine/threonine kinase activator activity
Source: RefSeq, a predicted model, not a curated record